AGUAAAAUAUGCAUGGUCGCUUUGAGUGAAAAUUAAGAUAACUGUCAAAAUGACAGCGCGUGUGUGUGUGAGGGUGUGUUUAGUGUUCGUUGUUUUGAAUUCUUUUGGGGCUGCGCAGGAGUUUGAUAGAGAGGGGAGAAAACUUUUUGGUGGCUAUAGAAUAACACCGUCUCACUGCAAGGCAAGCCGAGCGGCAAAAUAUAACAGAGGACACACAAUAUGCAUGUUCAACCACGAAUGUGUAAGACGUGGAGGAGAAGUUGUAGGCUCAUGUAUGGAUGGUUUCCUAUUUGGUGCUUGUUGUCAACUUAAAUCAGAUAGCCAGUCUCACAUUCCGAAAGGUCCGGGUGUUGUAAUGACGAGCUAUUUGGAUUACCCUGAUCCGGAGACAGAAACUGAUGAUUAUGAUGGAGAGCAACUUAGUGCUUGGCAUAACAGCUUUAAACCAGUUAUAACACCUGGGUAUAAGCCGAGCGUAGUUACAUCAACAAUGAAGGCUGAGCAGGAUCUCAGUACAGAGGCACAAAUAAUUUCAGAUGGCUUCAGUCAAAUUACUAAUUCUUUACUAAGCACACCACCUAAGGAUAACUUUAUAUACAUAAAACCGAAACCGGAUAACCUGUAUACACAUAGCACUAUAGAUCAUAAUGCAGCAGAUACAGUUUUGUUCCACAAAAAUGGAAGUCAAGUAGACGAUAUCGCGCGACCCUCAGACUUUAACGUGCAAAUAUCCUCAAUGCAGACAAAACCUACAAAGUCUCCUAUAUCUACGUCUCCCUCAUCACCAUCGAUAGUUGUGUCUACACACCGGCCAGUAUUUAAACCAGUCUUCAAGCCUAAGCCAAUUAAAACUACCAGCACAACUGAAAACUAUGUUCAAGUGUCAACUAUUACAAAAGAAACUGAAAAACAUCCCGAGCUGGUGUCUAUCGAUAGUAUUAUUCAAAUGCUGAACGAAAGUACUCCUAGUAUGAAAGAAGAUGUUAGUUCACCUUCUAGCUUAGACGUGAUGGAGACAAAAUCAUCACCUAGCCCAACAGUUACGCCUGUAACAUAUAGCAGUGGUUAUCCUAAUUAUUAUCUGUCUACAGGACAUUACGUUACAUUAAAACCGUCCUCAAUCAAACCUCAUUCAAGUACUACAGGUUACUCUCAAAAGCCGUUUACUAAAAAGCCAUCAUAUACUACUCCAAAUAGCAUUCCACAUGAAGAAAGACCUUCAAGUAAGCCCGUGUAUAAACCAAAUCAAUCUACUAGUGAAGCGAUUGAAGCAUUUAAUAAAUACCCCACAGAUCCAAGUGAAUUUGGCCAAACAGUAACAACUUUCAGUUAUGUCAGCUCAACAACAACUAAACGACCAACUACUUCAAAAAAGCCCCCAUCUACGAGCUACGUGACAGGAUCGAAACCCUUGAGACGGCCAGUUACACCGUCGAAUGAUAUAGAAACGUACGACACUUCUAUUGAUAAUUUUUCCAGUGCAACACCUACUGUAAUUGUAUUAAACAAUUUUCAAACUCCGAAACCAGAAUCUACUUCUCAAGAGACACAAUUUAUUGAAAUAUCCCAAGAACCGUAUAAGAAGCCAGUGAGUCAAAUUACCGUUAACAAUCAUAUCGAAUCGACAAAUAACAUAUUUGUUGGUAAGCCCUCUUAUGAUAAGCCAUCUUCACCAACUGUUGUUAUAACUCCAAAACCUUCGCCAACAACACCUUACCCAAUACGCGCUGGUACUAAACCAGGUCCAUCAACACCAAAUUAUGAACUAUAUGCAGAUAGUACAACAUUUAAGACAGAACAACAGACGUCCAAUGAUGACCUAAUCAACUUCCCACCUGUAAGAAAUCCAAUGCUCAAUGCAACUGGAUCGAAUCCAUCAGUAUUUAAUACUAGCAUAUCAAUGAUUGACAACGAAUUAGAUAUAGACGUAGAUUUCUCAACCCCAUCAUGGCAGGAGGAUGAAAAAUUAAAUGAGAAAAUGAAUCUUUUUGUGAACAAAAUCGUUGGAAGUUUGCAAGGUACUUUCCAGGAACUUCACGAUAUUGUUAUAUUAGAUAAGAAGCCGAAUAUAACUAGGACGACUACAAAGCCCCCACGGCGUACUCCCGCAACUAGAAAGCCAACUACUAAAAAGCCUUUACGACUAACGACCACUAAGCGGCCCCCAGUAAGAACGACUAAAAGGCCCGUCAAAUUGACAACGGCUGCCAGGCGACCGACAACAACUACACCUGUACCUACCACAACGCCUACAACAACUACUACUACUUCUACUAAAAAACCGGUAACGACUACAAAAAAGCCGCGCCCAACCAAAAGAGUGACUACGACCACACAGCCUACUACUACGGUCACCGAGGCUACUGAAGAUGUGACCACAGAAUUAUAUGCAGACCAGAAUGUUGACUACAAUGAUAAAAACUUGUGUGGGGUGCGUCCACUAGUAAAGUCUGGUCGUAUUGUGGGUGGAAAGAACGCUCGUUUCGGUGAGUGGCCGUGGCAGGUGCUUGUCAGAGAGUCGACCUGGCUAGGUCUUUUCACGAAAAACAAAUGUGGCGGAGUACUAAUUACUAGCCGCUAUGUCACAACAGCUGCACAUUGUCAACCUGGAUUCCUAGCCUCUCUAGUGGCUGUGUUCGGUGAAAAUGACAUAUCUGGCGAAGUUGAGCCACGCAGACCUAUAGCGAAGAAUGUGAAACGAGUGAUUGUUCACCGGCAGUAUGAUGCUGCGACAUUUGAGAACGAUUUGGCUUUGCUAGAGCUGGACUCACCUGUUAAAUUUGAUGCUCAUAUUGUGCCUAUCUGCAUGCCUCAAGACGACGUUGACGUUACGGGGCGAGUAGCAACUGUUACUGGUUGGGGACGUCUUAAAUACGGAGGAGGUGUACCAGCUGUCCUACAAGAAGUACAGGUGCCUGUAAUAGAGAACAGUGCCUGCCAAGAGAUGUUCCAUACAGCCGGCCACGCUAAGAAGAUCCUCAACUCAUUCAUUUGUGCAGGAUAUGCGAAUGGACAGAAAGACUCGUGUGAAGGUGAUAGUGGUGGACCGCUAGUUUUGCAACGCGAAGAUGGACGUUGGCAGCUUGUCGGUACUGUCUCACAUGGUAUAAAAUGUGCAGCACCCUUCCUCCCCGGAGUCUACAUGAGGACCACCUUUUACAAACCCUGGCUUAGGAGCAUAACUGGUGUUAAAUAAUUGUAUAGAAAGUGAAAUUAAUGUGGUGAAAACUUUACUUAUGUGGAAAAACUGUAUGUAUUCGACGUGUAUGGUCUAUCAAUAUUACCCUUGAAGAUCUGAGAUUCUUGUCCUGUCUGGAAAAUACUUUUUGGGACCUAAAAAUCUAUUGGAUAUAUUUACCGAAUAACCAACAUAUAAUAUAAAUCUUAAUUAUUAAUUUUAAAGCUCUCUAUUUGACGUACUUAAAAUAGA
Molecule: messenger RNA, 3430 nt
Organism: Pieris brassicae (large cabbage white)
Lineage: Eukaryota; Metazoa; Arthropoda; Insecta; Lepidoptera; Pieridae
Gene: flz
Product: serine protease filzig
Exons: 8
Coding region: 50-3196 (1048 amino acids)
Biological process (GO): proteolysis
Molecular function (GO): serine-type endopeptidase activity
Source: RefSeq, a predicted model, not a curated record